This is a messenger RNA of Protopolystoma xenopodis, 1347 nucleotides long. The record is from the annotation of a GenBank genome assembly. NCBI's taxonomy places the organism in Eukaryota, Metazoa, Platyhelminthes, Monogenea, Polystomatidea, Polystomatidae.
AUGUCCAGCGACAUGAGCACCAAUGUGAUUACCAUAAAGAAUCUAAGCGCCUUCGACCUUCAGAAGCAGCAAAGGCAGCCGCAUGAGCAACAUGAGCAACAGCGGCAACAGCAACAACAGCAGCAGCAGCAGCGAGAACAACAACUUUCACGUAUUGGCCAAUAUCAGCCACUCAAAAGUCGCUCCCCUGCCGGCUUCAUCCCCGCCAUCACCACUUGCAUUAACCCAAAUGUCGCAGAUCCCGGCUGUCCAGGACACCAGGGGCUCGGACGCAGCAUGGGUCUGGGACUGGGCAACGGUUUGGUAUGUACUACGAGCCUGCCUUCCGGCGGAAGUUGCUCAGGCGGUGGUGGCAGUGGCGAGCCCGAGAGCAAUGCCUCCGGCACAAGUGCUAGCAGUGGCACGGCUUCGGCCACCACCAUGGCGACAACGGUCAGCCCUUUGGCGCCUGGAGGUCUGACGUCUUCGACUACCUCAUACAGCCACCAGGCACCUUUAAGGCCGCCACCGCCACCGCCACCUCCUUCCGUCUUGGCUCCUCCCCCACCGUCUUCCCUCUAUACACCCGUCUCUAUGGGCUUUUUCGCCUCGCCCACCUCGAACGGUAGCCCUCAGCCGCUGUCCAACCGUCUCGUGGAUACAGACUCCACGUCUCCGGGCCCGAUGAACACAGGCUCAAUCUACAGUCAAGCCAGUCUUUGUCAGUCAGGCAAGCCGCUUUCGUGCGCGAUCGCCCAGUUACCGUUGCCCAAUUGCCCUGGCGGAGGUGACAACGGCCCUGGGGCUGUCGGCUACAUGAAUGGCCCACCGAGGAGUCUGCUCUCUCACGGCCCGUUGCCACCGCUGCCGCCUUCGGUGCCGGGCGCCACCGGGCUGUUGGCCUACGAAAUGGCUCUUCCUACAGCAGCAAACCUUCGUUCCCCACAACUGUCUACGCCACCACCACCUCCAGUGUCCUCCUUACUGCCACCACAGCAACCACCACCGCCGCCCCCACCGAAUCCACCCGCGUCCGCGCUUAGUCUGGAGGCCGUGUAUCCCAGCCUCGCGUAUGCCACCCCGCCUCCUACCUCUCCAGUCUCCAGCAUGAGUCCCAGUGGACUCCAUCUGAUGGGCCCCAAUUCGCCGGCCAGAUUUGAAGCUCGAAUGUUGUGUACGGCGUACGUGCCUUCGUUGCCGCCGCCACCGCCGCCCUUGUCAUCUCCUCUCACUGUUGGAUACCACUCAGCUGGUGGGGCUGGUCUGCACCAGCAGCAGCAGAACAUAAUCACAUCGAUGUUGGCGCAACAGCAACAGUACCAGCAACAGCAACAACAAGCCCACCACGCGGGACUUUUAGGGAUGUAG